Messenger RNA from Nannospalax galili (Upper Galilee mountains blind mole rat), 2205 nucleotides. RefSeq names its product polycomb group ring finger 6 (gene Pcgf6). Gene Ontology annotation, cellular component: PRC1 complex. The record is from RefSeq and is a predicted model, not a curated record. Lineage: Eukaryota; Metazoa; Chordata; Mammalia; Rodentia; Spalacidae. The transcript is spliced from 10 exons. The coding region runs from base 110 to 1171 and encodes 353 amino acids. Gene Ontology annotation, biological process: regulation of transcription by RNA polymerase II.
UGCAGACCUCCCGCGCCUGCGCACUGGAGCCAAAGGGGCUCGUGCGGAACUCCCGCGCUAGCCGCUCGCCUCGCCUCGAACCCUCCUCGCAGAGUUUCUGUCGCCCGCCAUGGAGGAGGCUGAGGCGGAUGCUGGGGAAAACUCGCACGCCAAGGCCGAGAAGGCUGUGGCCGUGGCCACGCCGCCGCCGCCGCUGCCUCCCGUCUCCCCACCCGCCCUCACCCCGCCGCCGGCAGCCCGUGAGGAGGGCCCGGCGUCCCUGCCUGAGGCUGGCGCCCCUGGCUGCUCCGGCCCUCGGGCCCCGGAGCUGGAACCCAUGCACAGCCUGGGCCGCUUGAGAGGCCGCUUCGAGGACUACGAUGAAGAGUUGGAAGAGGAUGAGGAGCUGGAGGAAGAGGAGGAAGAGGAGGAGGAGGAGAUGAGCAACUUCUCGCUGAGGCUGGAGUCAGGGCGGCCGGAAUCCGAGGACGAGGAGGAGCGCCUGAUUAAUCUUGCUGAGCUGACCCCAUACAUCUUGUGUUCCAUUUGCAAAGGUUACUUAAUAGAUGCAACUACCAUUACAGAGUGUCUUCAUACCUUUUGUAAAAGCUGCAUUGUAAGACAUUUUUACUAUAGCAACAGAUGUCCAAAAUGCAACAUAGUAGUCCAUCAGACACAACCUCUUUAUAAUAUAAGGUUGGACCGACAGUUACAAGACAUAGUGUACAAAUUAGUGAGCAAUCUAGAGGAAAGAGAAAAAAAGCAAAUGCAUGAUUUCUAUAAAGAAAGAGGUCUGGAAGUACCUAAACCUGCUGCUCCACAGCCAGUCCCUUCAAGCAAAGGAAGAGCUAAGAAAGCCCUAGAAUCAGUAUUCCGUAUUCCACCUGAACUUGAUAUGUCUUUAUUACUGGAAUUCAUUGGUGCUAAUGAAGACUCCAGACAUUUUAAGCCAUUGGAAAAGAAGUUUGUCCGAGUUUCAGGAGAAGCAACUAUUGGGCAUGUAGAAAAAUUUCUCAGAAGGAAAAUGGGUCUUGAUCCAGCUUGUCAGGUAGAUAUCAUCUGUGGUGAUCACUUGCUGGAACGGUACCAAACACUACGGGAAAUCCGACGUGCAAUAGGUGAUACAGCAAUGCAGGAUGGUCUGCUUGUCCUUCAUUAUGGUCUUGUGGUUUCUCCUCUGAAAAUAACUUGAAGAUGCAAGGAUAUAUGAGGAGGGAAACAAAGUAGGGCGGCUUCUGCAGGUCUGCAUCUCACCAAAGAUUCCACAAACCAUGCAAUCACCACCACUUUGUGCUAUUCAAGAGCUAACAUCUGUUUUCAGCACCAGGAAUCCUAGCAUUUGUAGGUACAACUUGAAACAAUGAAAUGUUUUUGUUUCAUUAGAGACUAUAUGUGAAAAGCACUCAAAACUCAGGGGAAAAAUUCAAAACACUGAAUUUUAAAAUUCCUUAUGAUUCCUUAGGUUGAAUUGUUGCUUCCCAUCUUUGAGGUGUAUUGUUCAUUCUUUUCUCCUUUGUUGAGCUGUAUUCCUUUCAAGUUGGUGGCUGGGAUCUGCUCUCCAGGAUGUAUCAGGUGGGCAGUUGUUCUUUCAGAAAAAGCUUUGCUUUUGAAGGGGAAAUCCAAAGCCAGUCUAGUAAACCACAAUGUGUGCUCUCAGAACCAAAACUACUGGCCAUAUGUAUGUUUUAAAUGCUAGUACUAUUACUAAAGCAAUGUUCAGUUUUAAGAUGGAUGGAUUACAUUAUGUGGAGAGACUCACCCGUAGAGCUUAUGGUUCGUCUUAACAUAUCUUAAAAUUAAGAGGUGCUUCUUUGUGAAGAUUUUUAAUUUUAUUUACAUAUGUAUUAGUGCUGCUGGUAUGGUGGUAUCAAAAUUCCCACAGUGUGGUUGUUGAUACCUUGUAAGGGCACUGCUUCUAAAAGGUAACAGGUUUCAGGUGAAUCCAGAAGUUUACACAGUACCUACUGACUCCAUGUUUAAUGUGCGUUUUCUUAUUGUCACUGGGAUAGAAAAGAGUUUAAGAAUUUUGCUUUCAUGCGGACUUCAGUUUUAAACAUUAUUUUGCCUAAAAUUAGCAUCCUGACACAUUCUAAAAAGAGUAUUUUAUAGAGUUGUUCACAGCAGAAAUUCCAAAUUGUACAGACAGAAAAUUGGACAAAGAUUGGCAAUUGUUUUGUAAGGAAUUCGUGAAUUAUGCAUAAAUCCACCAUUUAAUAAAAUUUUUUA